UACUCGCAUUGGUCGCGCGUCGUUAUCACACAGGUUUCUACAAUCGUUUACCCAAUUUAUCCGAUUGAUAUUUGCCUACGCCUCGCCCUAGCUCAAUACGCAUAGCCGCCUACUUCUGAAAAGCUUCCACUAAAACCCUAAUUCACCCAUUCUCUCUCUGUUCAGGUAAAAAUUUGGCCUAAAUGAGAGGAAGGAGUUACAGCCCAUCGCCACCAAGGGGCUAUGGUAGAAGGGGUCGCAGUCCUAGCCCUAGGGGACGUUAUGGUGGUGCUGGUGGUCGUGGUGCUAGAGAUCUUCCUACUAGCCUUCUAGUGCGUAAUCUUCGCCACGAUUGCAGGCCCGAAGACCUCCGCAGGCCUUUUGAACAGUUUGGUGCACUCAAGGACAUUUACUUACCUAGGGAUUAUUAUACUGGGGAACCUCGUGGUUUCGGUUUUGUUCAAUAUUCAGAUCCUCAUGAUGCUGCUGAGGCGAAACAUCAUAUGGAUGGUAGGGUUCUCCUUGGUCGGGAACUGACAGUUGUGUUUGCAGAGGAGAAUAGGAAGAAGCCGGUUGAUAUGAGGGCAAGGGAGCGAGGGAGGGGCCGAUUUCGUGAUCGAAGGCGAUCCCCACCACGUUAUUCACGCUCACCUCGCUAUUCUCGUUCCCCACCUCCACGCAAUGCAAGAUCUCGGUCUCACAGUCGUGAAUAUUAUUCCCCUCCUAGAAGACGUCAUUACUCAAGAUCUGUUUCACCACAAGAGAAGAGGUAUAGUCGAGAGAGGUCAUAUUCUCGUUCAAGGAGCCACAGUAGAACUCCAAAUAGGGGUCAAAGCCAGAGCCCAAGAAGCAGAAGCCGAAGCCGCAGCCGCAGCCCAAAGAGAAGCAGAAGCCGCAGUCUAAAUCAUGAUGAAUACCCUGGCGAACCAAAUGGGGUUAGGUCUCCUAGUCGGUGAGCUACUGGGAGGGAACGACUGUAAUGCUGCUUGUGUUCUGGAUCAUGUUCUUUUCGUUGAUGUGGGUGAUCUAUGUUUUGUUGUUUGUUGUUUUUAACUUCAUUGGAUGCUUUUUUUGUUCUUGCAGUAAAUGUGUGGGAAAAAUUUGUUGGCUUAGUAAUAGGUUAUUGCCAUAUAUUUUUGUCUAGCAGAAUAGUUAACAUUUGAACAUUUGAUUGCUAUCUAAGUAAUCUGUUUGGCUGGGCGGUUUUAUGACAAUAUCUUUUGCUGAA
Messenger RNA from Hevea brasiliensis (rubber tree), 1207 nucleotides. Its product is annotated as serine/arginine-rich SC35-like splicing factor SCL33. The coding region runs from base 183 to 935 and encodes 250 amino acids. Gene Ontology annotation, cellular component: nuclear speck; cytoplasm. Lineage: Eukaryota; Viridiplantae; Streptophyta; Magnoliopsida; Malpighiales; Euphorbiaceae. Gene Ontology annotation, molecular function: RNA binding. The record is from RefSeq and is a predicted model, not a curated record. Gene Ontology annotation, biological process: mRNA splicing, via spliceosome. The transcript is spliced from 6 exons.